Cordyceps fumosorosea ARSEF 2679 is the source of this 774-nucleotide messenger RNA. Its product is annotated as Las1-like protein. The transcript has 8 exons. The coding region runs from base 1 to 774 and encodes 257 amino acids. The record is from RefSeq and is a predicted model, not a curated record. Gene Ontology annotation, molecular function: hydroxyacylglutathione hydrolase activity. NCBI's taxonomy places the organism in Eukaryota, Fungi, Ascomycota, Sordariomycetes, Hypocreales, Cordycipitaceae.
AUGCAUAUCCAAUCCAUCCCCAUGUGGGUGGGCACCAGCAACAACUAUGCCUACCUGGUCGUCGACGACAAAUCCAAGGACGCCGUCAUCAUCGACCCGGCCAAUCCUCCCGAGGUCGCGCCGGUUCUCAAGGACGCCACCGCCGGGGGCAAGAUCAACCUGACGAACAUCGUGAACACCCACCACCACUGGGAUCAUGCAGGCGGAAACAAGAAGCUGCUCGAGGCGCUUGGCAAUUCCAAGCUCGGCAUCAUCGGCGGCAAGGACUGUGAGGGCGUCACGCAGACGCCCCGGCACGAGGAGGUUUUCAAGAUUGGCGACAUCUCCGUCACGGCGGUCCACACGCCCUGCCACACCCAGGACAGCAUCUGUUACUUCAUGGAGGACAGCACGGGCAGGGCCGUCUUUACCGGCGAUACGCUCUUCAUUAGCGGCUGCGGUCGGUUCUUUGAAGGCAACGCCGCCGAGAUGCACGAGGCCCUGAAUAAGCGUCUGGGUGCACUGCCAAACGACACUGUCGUCUACCCCGGCCACGAAUACACAAAGGCCAACGUCCAGUUUGCCAUCUCCGUUUUGCAGAGCGACCCCGUUAAGGCGCUGCAGGACUUUGCGGAGAACAACAAGGUGACGACGGGCAAGUUCACCAUUGCGGAUGAAAAGAAGCACAACGUCUUUAUGCGCCUCGACGACCCCGUCGUGCAAAAGGCCACUGGCGCGACCGACCCCGUCGAGGUCAUGGCGCAGCUGCGCGAGAUGAAGAACAGCUUCAAGUGA